AUGAAUACAAACUUGAAGCAAUCUGAUUCUGUUGAAGUAUUAUCUUCAACAUUAUCGAAACCCACUAGUACAAUCCUUCAAUUAUCUCAUCCAACAAAUGUGACUCGUACAAUAAAUAAUACUAACAGUAAUAAUAAUAAUAAUAAUCAGACAACAACUAAAUCUGUCCGACGAUUUUCAUGUGCUGUUUGUAAUAUUGAUUUAUCUAAUCAAAAACAUUUCAAUUCUCAUCUGAACAGUCGCCAACAUCAACAAGCACAGAGUAUUCAUGAUGUAUUACAAUCAGUCGCGCCAGAAUAUCGUCCUGCAUACAAAGCAAUGUUUUCACCAGAGAUGCUUAAUAAAAAAGUCUUUAAUCGUCAAUUGCGUUGUGAAAAAGAAAUCAAUCAAAUGAAAAAACCUUUAUUAGGUUUGAACUAUAUAAUCGAAUUUCAAUUUGAAAAUUUCACUGAUCCACCUCAAUAUAUUUGCGAAUUAUGUCAUUUGAAAUUUUCGUCCGAAUCUCUUCUUUCUCACAUUUUAAAUAUUCAACAUCAACAAAAGUUUUUAAAAAACAAUCAUCAAGAUAUGUAUGAACGUGUAAUGUCAGCAUCAAAUAUUCGAUCUGAACAACAACGUUUGAUUGAAAACUAUGCCAAGCAAAUUCAAUUGAGACAUGGUGGUCCUGGGAAUAUUCAAUUAUAUAUUCAACUGGAUUCAUUUAUUGGUCAAAAACCAAUUGUACUGGCUGUGACAUUUAAAUCUCAAUCAGGACCAAAUUCAAAAGGACAUAAGAAAGCAUCAAUACAAUUAAUGGCAAAAACGUUUCAAGAAUAUAAUUAUUCAUAUGAAAAUAUACCAAUCAAAGAUGAGAAAGAAUUAACAUCUGAACAAACAGUGAAUAAUGAAGAUUCAAUUCAACGAGGAUUAUCUCCAGAAGAUUUAUUGUAUCCAUUUGAACGUCAGUUUUGGUAUCAAAAUUAUAAAGAUCUUCUUGGAUCGCGACCUAUUGAUCCACAUUCAGUAACCUAUGAAGAGACCAUACCUGAACCAAAUAAUUUACAACCAUUUCAAGGCAUAUCGCAAACAACGUCAAAUACGUCUCCUUUAUCUGCAGCUGCCAAUGAUAGCCAUGUAACCCUAGAAAAUGGUCAAACUAUUCGUCGAAAUACUAGUCAACCGUCAAAUCGUCGUGUUAUUCUUGAUACAAAUCGCACACCAACAUUAACUCAAAAUGGUAUAUUACGAAUAUCUCCAACAAAAAAUAAACCGAACUUCGAUGGGUAUACAUUAUUAAAUGCACAACAAAAAACAACCAAUGGUACUAAUGCUGUACUGAAUGAACAAUCCGCACGUGCUAUAUUAGCAGCAAGCGGCCUUUUACAAUCGGAUGAAGAAGAUGAAUACAAUAUGACAACAUCGAGUCAAUCAUCAAAAACUAAUGAAGAAUCAAAGCAAAACUCUAAUCAGAUUGUUUCACCUUUAAUAGCUAAACGAAUGCUUGAUGCUGUACUAGAUGGAGAUUUAGAUGUUGUACAUAUUCAACCAUAUUUUUCAACGUUUGUUAAUUUAAUACAGACGGGACAAGUCGAAUUAGAACGUCAUCAAGCUGAAAGAUUACUUCAUAAAGUUUUAGUCACAUCUUCAACAUCUUCAUUAUCACCAAUAAUGAAAAAUGAACCAGUAAAAAAUAGUAACAAACGAGCACGAUCAACUAGUCGUUCAAGAGAAUGCCGUUCCUCAUCAACAAGUCUACAUCAUCAGUAUGAAGACUAUAGAUCAUCGACAGAAUCCAAUCCUAAAAAAUAUUCAUCGUCAACACGAAACAUUCAUUUGAAAUAUGACAACAAAACUAUCAACGGAAAUGCUUCUGUCGAUUAG
Messenger RNA from Rotaria socialis, 1860 nucleotides. The record is from the annotation of a GenBank genome assembly. Lineage: Eukaryota; Metazoa; Rotifera; Eurotatoria; Philodinida; Philodinidae.